AUGAACACUGUUGAAGAUCGAGAUAUAGUUGACUUGUACACAAAAAUACGCGAUAAUCCAUACUACUUGGAAGGCCCCAAUGAGAUGGCAUUUGUGGAGCCACCUCUUCAUACUGCUGCUUCAGAAGGUCGUACAGACCUUGCUCUUGAAAUCUGGAGGCUAAAGCCUUCGCUGGGGAAGAAAUUGAACCUUGAUGGUCUUAGUCCACUGCACCUGGCUUUGAAUAAGGGACACAUCGACACUGUGAAACGACUUGUCAAGCAUGAUCCGGAUCUUGUUCGUGUCCCACGAAGGGAAGGGAUCACUCUUUUGCAUUCCGCAGAGGAAAAAGAGGAAAUUGAUCUUUUGAUUUAUUUUCUUCUCAUAUGUCCACUCUCAAUAUUUGACUAGACCAUUCGAGAUGAGA
This is a messenger RNA of Olea europaea var. sylvestris, 406 nucleotides long. Its product is annotated as ankyrin repeat-containing protein BDA1-like. Gene Ontology annotation, molecular function: protein binding. The record is from RefSeq and is a predicted model, not a curated record. The transcript has a single exon. The coding region runs from base 1 to 390 and encodes 129 amino acids. NCBI's taxonomy places the organism in Eukaryota, Viridiplantae, Streptophyta, Magnoliopsida, Lamiales, Oleaceae.